CCAUUGACUCCAACAAGUCGUGGACACCUCUUUUUCUCCAGACAAAAAAGAGCAUAAGGUACAGGAGAAGGAGAGAGACAACACAAAAGAGAUGAGUUCACACUCCUCCAUUCAAGAAGCUUGCUUUAGUGUCUGCUGCUCAUCACCAUUCUCAUCUCACUCCAUGACUCAGGAACAAGAAGAAGAACUCGAGUUCUCAGUAAUCGCACCAGGAGCUUCCUUUAUAACAAAAGACAUCAGAUUCACCAGCCAAGAAUCUCUCCCUCCUCUCCGCACAUCUUUCUACGACCUAAUCACAGCUUUUCCUGAUUACUUGCAGACGAACCAAGCCGAUCAUCUCCGAUCUACAGACUACCAAAACCUCUCGUGCUCCUCUCGCCACGUGUCGUUAUCCCACACCGGACAACAACAGCCCUUGUUCUCUUACUCACAGUUCCGACAACUCUCCCGUUCGAAUAACUCUCUCUUUACCUUGUCUCCCACGCAAGUGAGCUCCGGUAAAGAAAUGUUAUCACUCGCGAGGGGAGAAUCUCUGUUUCAGUCGAGGAUGAGGAAGAGAAUCACGAGUUUUAUGAAUCUUGAAGAAUCUGAAUAUGACAUGAUACUAACUCAAGACCGCUCCUCUGCUUUCAAGAUCCUAGCGGAGCUCUACUCUUUCAAAACGAAUCCGAAUCUUCUCACUGUCUACAACUACGAAGACGAAGCAGUCGAGGGCAUGAUCAGAAUCACGGAGAAGAAGGGUGUGAAGCCCAAAUCAGCAGAGUUCUCGUGGCCGAGCACUGAGAUUGUGUCGGAGAAACUGAAGAGGACAAUGUUGAGGAGCAAGAGAAGAAGCAAAGAAGACAAAAGAGGACUCUUUGUGUUUCCACUUCAGUCUCUUGUCACAGGAGCUUCGUAUUCUUACUCGUGGAUGAGUUUAGCUCAAGAGAACCAAUGGCAUGUGCUGCUUGAUACCUCUGCUUUGGGUUCUAAAGACAUGGACACUUUAGGUCUUUCUCUGUUCCGACCAGAUUUUGUGAUAUGUUCUUUUACAGAGGUUUUAGGGCAAGAUGAUGAUGAUCUUACUGGUAUCGGUUGCUUGUUCGUCAAGAAAUCUAGCUCUCAAGCUUUGUCGGAAACACCGGGAGGCAUCACGGAUCCUGCAAAUCUCACGGUAGUAAAAGCAGAGCCAAAUUGGAAAACAAGAAAUGACGAAACUACCCUUCGGGACCACAACGAGGCGUCUACGUCUGCCAUUGAGAUCGAGGAAGACGACAAAGCAAUAAUUGAGUUUCGAAGCUUAGAUCACGCGGACUCUCUCGGUCUGAUACUGAUCAGUCGAAGGUUAAAGUCUUUGACUUUAUGGUUGGUCCGAGCGUUGACGUGUCUGAAACAUCCAGGCUCUCACGAAACAGAGACGCCUCUGGUCGAAAUCUGCGGACCGAAGACGAGACCGGACCGGGGAGCGUCUGUUUCGUUCAACGUCUUCGAUUGGCAAGGAGAGAAGGUCGAUCCUUUGAUGGUGGAGAGGCUGGCGGAGAGGGAGAAGAUCCGUUUGCGAUGCGCGUAUUUGCAGAAGAUUGGUGGUAGCGUGGGAAACAAGAAACGAAGAGAUGAAGCGAGAGAUGGGCAGAGUAUGAGUUCGAGAGUGUCGGUGGUGAGUGUUAGGUUAGGGUUUAUGACGAACUUUGAUGAUGUUUUUAGGGUUUGGGGGUUUGUGUCGAGGUUCUUGGAUGCGGAUUUUGUGGAGAAAGAGAAGUGGAGAAAGAAAGCUCUUGAGAAAAGACAAAUGACAGGCGUAAUAGUUUGAGUUGAGAGCCUUUUGAUCUGAAUCCGAAUGGUUCAGUUCCACAUUUGGUUGAACGGUUUGGGUUUGGGUUGGUUUGGUUCGGUUCGGUUCAGUUCGAUUAAAUUGUUGUUCGAUUAGACAAUUCAAUUUUCCUCCCUUUGUUUUUAUGUUGGUACAUAUUUCAACAUAUUUUUAACCCA
Molecule: messenger RNA, 1968 nt
Organism: Raphanus sativus (radish)
Lineage: Eukaryota; Viridiplantae; Streptophyta; Magnoliopsida; Brassicales; Brassicaceae
Product: molybdenum cofactor sulfurase
Exons: 1
Coding region: 92-1789 (565 amino acids)
Source: RefSeq, a predicted model, not a curated record